Molecule: messenger RNA, 1451 nt
Organism: Seriola dumerili (greater amberjack)
Lineage: Eukaryota; Metazoa; Chordata; Actinopteri; Carangiformes; Carangidae
Product: RNA-binding protein with serine-rich domain 1-like
Exons: 7
Coding region: 61-903 (280 amino acids)
Biological process (GO): mRNA splicing, via spliceosome
Cellular component (GO): ASAP complex; cytoplasm; nucleoplasm
Molecular function (GO): RNA binding
Source: RefSeq, a predicted model, not a curated record
ACCAAGGGACUUUUUGUCAGGCCGCAAGUGUUCGAAGCGAAAUCACCUCGUUUGAAAGAAAUGGCACCAUCACCCACAAAGCGGAAGGAGGAAGAAAAAACAAAAGAUAGAGGCAAAGAAAAAAGUGGUACUAAGGAUGGAGACAAGGAAAGAGGACGAGAGAAAGUAAGGAAACGCCGCAGUGCUUCCACUGGCAGCAGCAGCAGCAGAUCCAGAUCUAGCUCUACCUCAAGCAGCAGCUCUGGUUCCAGCUCCGGGUCAUCAAGUGGAUCCAGCUCAUCCGGUUCCAGUCGCUCUGGUUCCUCCAGCUCGCGUUCCUCCUCCUCUUCCAGCUCCUCGGGUUCCCCAAGCCCCAGCCGCCGACGCCAUGACAACCGCCGCCGCUCACGCUCAGCGUCCAAAACACAGAAGAGGGGAGAUGAUAAGGAACGAAGGAAAAGAAGUCCAAGCCCCAAGCCAACUAAAGUUCACCUGGGGCGGCUGACCAGGAAUGUCACCAAGGACCACAUCCAGGAGAUCUUUUCCACUUAUGGGAAAAUAAAAAUGGUUGAAAUGCCAAUGGACAGGCUCCACCCACACAUGUCCAGAGGUUACGCUUACGUAGAGUUUGAGACUCCAGAGGAGGCCCAGAAGGCCCUCAAACACAUGGAUGGAGGUCAGAUUGACGGACAGGAAAUUUCUGCAUCUGCUGUGCUGACUCAGCGAGUCCGUCCUCCACCUCGUAGACCUUCUCCACCUCGCCGAAUGCCCCCACCACCACCUAUGUGGCGUCGCAGCCCACCGCGCAUGAGGAGAAGGUCCCGCUCCCCAAGGAGACGGUCCCCAGCACGGCGCCGCUCUCGCUCCAGAUCUCCUGGUCGCAGGCGUCACCGCUCUCGUUCCAGCUCCAACUCCUCCAGAUAGAUGGGUUUCCUGCCUCCGGAUGCCAAGUGAUCAUUUAGGUUCUCUGACACCAGAUCACCCGGAUACCUGCUCUGACAGACCUUAUGGACUCACCAGAAAUAAAAUCAUCUGAUUUGUAGCCAACAUAAACAUCUGCCUGCAUGUAGGAAGUGGACAUGUUUUUUUUUUUUGUUUGUUUUUGGCAAGUGUGAGUUUCUUUUUAUAUUUUGUGUUAAUCCUACAAAGCUGGGUCAGUUUUGUUUUAGGCUGAGUUUAGGUUCUACUGAGAUCUACAAAUAUUUCUUUUUAAGUGUAUCUUCUUUUUACCAUGUACUGAAUUUUUAGACAUUUUGACAAAUAAAUGUGCUGAAACAUCAGAGUUCAGUUUGUAAAAGUCAUGUUGAGAAUCUGAAGGGUCUUUGCUGUUAACCUUCUUGGCACAGUGCCUGCCUGAUCUGUUUUCUUAACAUAACCUUACACAAUACUUGGAUAACAUGUUAAUGUUCAUUCUUUCUGCCAUAUGUUCAAAUGAAUAUGGAGAGCCAAAAAUAAACAGCAGUGUGCCCACA